Messenger RNA from Macrobrachium nipponense, 961 nucleotides. RefSeq names its product rhoGEF domain-containing protein gxcJ-like. NCBI's taxonomy places the organism in Eukaryota, Metazoa, Arthropoda, Malacostraca, Decapoda, Palaemonidae. The coding region runs from base 190 to 888 and encodes 232 amino acids. The transcript has 5 exons. The record is from RefSeq and is a predicted model, not a curated record.
CUUAGAGAUGUUGCCCGAGGCAAUUUCGGAAGUGAGGAACGCCUACCUCAGGAGUUACGCAACGACGACCACGACGACGACGGAACCUCCCGUCAUAUGGUUUCCGAACCAAGGAGACGAUUGCGAACAGGAACCUGAAGGAGGAGGAGGAGGAAGUGGCUUCAGCGCUUCAGCCUUCUAGCCCUGGUCAUGUCGGCCACGAACCUAGUCGGCCUUCUGGCCAGCAACGCCAACAACAACAUCAAUAACAACAAUAACGACAACAACCUUAACAACAACAAUGUGCAGGAUGUCAACGAAAACAAUGCCAAUAAUAACGUCGACCUCCUGACGAUGGUGACCUUUGGCGCCGGUAGAAAGCGACGAAAGAGGGAGAGUCCCGACGGAAGUUUUCCUUCGUCAGGAAGCGGCAACGAGACGAAGAAUGCGAUAGAGAGUUUCCAGGAAGAUGGCAAAGAAGUGAACGCUUAUGACGGCUUUGGACAUGAUUUUGACUCUGAUGAAAACCUUUGCUGGGCUGAAGACGCUGAGGAUCUCACGGCCCAGGAAGUGACUGCUGUGGUGUCCUUGCUGUUCCUGAGGGCGGCCGUGCAAGCGUCCCUCACUGACCAUUUUGGAUGCCUUCGUAGGAAUUUGUGUGUGACGAGCGCCCUGGCAGCUGAGUGGGGCGAUUUGGCUCGCGUGAUUGCGCCUCCGUUGAGCGAAUUCCACGUCAACUCGAUCUCCGAAGGAGCACCUGGAAUAGAUGCUCCAGCGCUUCUGGAAGCUGGAAGGGACGGACUGACUCAUAAGGACAGUAGGGAGUGCUGUCUAUCACACCACUGUCCCAGAGAAAUCUGGGACAAGUUGACGGCCGGAGAAUGGCAUCACCUGAUAGGAGAGCGAUGAAACCAUUGAGUAUAUCUAGGGCCAGUUUAGUUAUCAUCAUCAUCAUCAUCAUCAUGAAGGUCAAAAGUUAUGG